AGGCGCGCUCUGUGCCAAUGGCAGCACACACGCACGCCGCCACGCAGCUACAACACACCGCUGUACUCUGAUGGAGCCGCCAGUCUGUGUGUGUGAGUCCGGCAGAGCCUUGUGAGGAAGCCACGCUGCGGGUCUGCACCGACGCUAACACAUUUCUUCUUCUACCGGCGGGUGAUGGCGAGCCUGGCUGCGGCUUGGAGGCUCGCACCGUAGAGCCGCACCGGAGGAAGGUUGACUGCGGAACCCGAAGGAAUGCACCGCUGGCGCACUGACACGGUCCGCUGAAGUUAACGUUACAGGAGGUCAGUUCAGAUGCUGACGCCCGGGCUCUGCUGUGAAGUUUACGCGCUGCAUUCGCAAUCAGCUGCUACGUCCGAGGUGUCCACUUUGAAUGAAUGACGCCACCGCUUAACAGGUCCUUCCUGCAGAGAGGCUACCCUGCAUUAAAGGGACUGAAACAACUAACACUGCAUUUAUGAUUUCCCUUACAACCUUGUACUGAGCGCAUUUGGAAUCGUUUUUUCCCCCUUCUUUCCGUGGAUGUGAGUGGAGCGCAUCAACAACUGCCUGUCUUGAAGGAACCAGGAGAUCCAGUUUAAAAAUGAAGAGAAACAUGUGAAGGUUCUUGUGAAAGUUCGACCCGCAAGUUGGUCUUCAUCAACAAAAAGGCAACGAUCAUCCUUCUCUUCCUCUGAACCAUUCUGUUUGCUUACUCAGCGGUUUCCUUGCAGGACAAGUGAACAUGGAUGGUCAAAAGGUCAAAGACAGAACUUUUACGCAUUGUCCCAAGUUUGGAGCAGUUGCGACUCUUUUGUUCUUCUGGCUUUUAGCGGUUCCUGCCACAGAUGGGCAGACCUUCAAUAGUUUCCACCCAGAACGACGGGAUUGGGUUUUUAAUCACCUGACUGUUCACCAAGCCACUGGCGCAUUAUAUGUUGGAGCAGUCAACCGUGUGUACAAGCUGUCAGGCAACCUCACCCUCCUCGUUUCCCAUGAUACAGGCCCAAAGGAUGACAAUAAGGCCUGCUAUCCUCCUCUAAUUGUACAGCCCUGUUCUGAGCCCCUUGUGCCCACCAACAAUGUCAACAAGCUCCUCCUCAUUGAUUAUUCGCAAAAUCGGCUGCUGGCCUGUGGCAGCCUCUUCCAAGGUGUAUGUAAACUCCUCAGAUUGGAUGACCUAUUUAUCUUAGUGGAGCCUUCCCACAAGAAGGAGCACUACCUCUCCAGCGUCAAUCAGACAGGGACCAUGUAUGGGGUGAUUGUGCCGUCACAGGGCCAGGAUGCCACGCUUUUUAUCGGCACAGCAGUGGAUGGUAAACAGGACUAUUUUCCCACUCUUUCCAGCCGAAAGUUACCACGUGAUCCGGAAUCUUCUGCCAUGCUUGACUACGAGUUGCAUACUGAUUUUGUGUCCUCUCUUAUAAAGAUACCGUCAGACACACUAGCACUUGUCUCACAUUUUGACAUCUACUAUGUUUAUGGCUUUGCAAGUGGCAGCUUUGUUUACUUCCUGACUGUUCAGCCAGAGACACCGGAGAACAGCAUGUCAUCAAGUGGAUCCAGCAGCGAUCUCUUCUACACGUCCCGCAUUGUUCGCCUCUGUAAGGACGACCGCAAAUUUCACUCCUACGUCUCUCUGCCCAUCGGCUGUGUGAAGAACGGCAUUGAGUAUCGCCUGCUGCAGGCUGCUUACCUCGGCAAGCCGGGCCGCAUUCUGGCUGCUUCGCUCAACUUAAGUGUCCAAGAUGACGUGCUGUUCACCAUCUUCUCCAAGGGACAGAAGCAGUUCCAUCGACCACCAGAUGACUCAGCGCUCUGCGUCUUCACUAUCCGAGACAUCAAUGCAAGAAUCAAGGAGCGCCUGCAGUCCUGCUAUCAGGGAGAGGGAAACCUGGAGCUCAACUGGCUCCUUGGGAAGGACGUGCAGUGUACUAAAGCGCCUGUGCCCAUCGAUGACUCCUUCUGCGGUCUGGACAUCAACCAGCCACUUGGCGGCUCUCAGCUGGUGACCGGCCACACACUCUACACUGAGACUCGGGACCGCAUGACCUCUGUGACCUCCUAUGUCUACAAUGGCUACUGUGUGGCUUUUGUGGGCACCAGGAGUGGACGUCUAAAGAAGAUUCGUGUUGAUGGUCCUCCUCAUGGUGGCGUCCAGUAUGAGACAAUCUCGGUCAUAAAGGACGGCAGCCCCAUCCUCCGAGACAUGGCCUUCUCCCUGGACCGCAGCUACCUCUACGUCAUGUCUGAUAGACAGGUUACCCAGGUUCCUAUUGAAUCCUGUGAGCAGUAUGGGACCUGUGGAGAGUGUCUGAGCUCUGGAGAUCCCCACUGUGGCUGGUGUGUCCUGCAUAAUAUAUGCUCUCAAAGGAACCGAUGUGAGCGUGCAGAUGAGCCGUAUCGUUUUGCUGCCUCUCUCAGCCAGUGUGUGAAGGCCACCGUCUUUCCCGACAGCAUUGCAGUGUCCGAACCUAGCGUGCCUCUGCUGGUGAAGGUGAGCGAUGUCCCAGACCUUUCUGUGGGCAUCACCUGCUCCUUUGGCAACUUGACAGAGAUUGAGGGAAACGUAAAUGGCAAUCAGAUACUCUGUGUGUCUCCUGCUGCAAAGGAUGUCCCUCUCAUACCGACUGACCAAGACUGGUCAGGUGUUGAGCUGAGGCUCAACUCUAAGGAGACUGGUCAGAUGCUCAUCAGCACUGAGAUCAAGUUUUACAACUGUAGCGUCCACCAGCUGUGUCUGUCAUGUGUGAACAGUGCCUUCCGCUGCCACUGGUGCAAAUACCGCAACUUGUGUACCCAUGACCCCUCCAGCUGCUCCUUCCAGGAGGGACGAGUCAACACUUCUGAGGACUGUCCCCAGCUGGUGCCCUCGGAGGAGAUUCUGAUCCCAGCAGGGGAGGUGAAGCCAAUCACCCUAAAGGCCAAGAACCUGCCACAGCCCCAGUCUGGCCAGCGAGGCUAUGAAUGUGUCCUCCACAUCCAGGGGGUUAGCCAUCGAGUCACUGCCCUUCGCUUCAACAGCUCCAGCGUACAGUGCCAGAACAGUUCGUACCUGUAUGAGGGAAUGAGGAUCAGUGAGCUGCCUGUGGAUUUUUCUGUGGUGUGGAAUGGCAACUUCAUUAUUGACAACCCAGAGAAUAUACAAGUGCACCUGUAUAAGUGUGCAGCCCAGCGGGACAGCUGUGGCAUGUGCCUGAAGGCAGACAGGAAGUUCCAGUGCGGCUGGUGUAGCGGAGAGGGAAGGUGCACACUGCGACAUCACUGCCCUCUCAUCAACCCUUACACCACUCGCUGGCUCAACCUGUCCUCCAAGAACGUGAAGUGUACCAACCCACGCAUCACUGAGGUGACUCCAAUGGCUGGACCACCAGAGGGGGGAACUCGGGUGACCAUCUAUGGCACAAACCUUGGCCUUGCUUUCUCAGACAUGGUGGACAACGUAGAAGUGGCAGGUGUCAGAUGCACUCCUGUAGAGGAAGGCUACAUUAUUGCUGAACAGAUCGUGUGUGAGAUGUCUGCGGCUUCGGCAGACAACAGACCCGGCCCGGUCCAGCUGUGUGUGGGUGAAUGCAGACCAGAACUCAAGACUCGCUCCUCACAGCUCUACUCCUUUGUGACUCCAACUGUCACAGGCCUGUCCCCGAGCAGAGGUCCAGAGUCUGGAGGCACUAAAGUCACCAUAAUGGGAGAAAACCUCGGCGCUGGCAGCAGUGUCAACGUUCAGUUUGGAAACCAGACAUGCGAGUUCUUUGGGCGGACCGUGAAGGAGAUAGUCUGUUACUCAGCCCCAUCCCUGUCUGGGGUCGGCUCGGUUCAGAUCAGUGUGAGCGUGGAUAAUGCCCAAAUCAGAGAGAGCCUCACCUUCGAAUACAUUGAGGACCCCACUGUCCUGCGGAUCGAGCCGGACUGGAGCAUCGCAAGCGGCCACACCCCUCUGAUGGUGACAGGAACUAAUCUGGAUGUUGUUCAGGAACCCAGAAUCCGGGUGAAGUACGCUGGCCGAGAGUCUGUCAAUGUGUGCAAAGUGCUGAACAGCACCACCAUGAGCUGCUUUGCUCCCUCCCUCAUGGUAGAGUACCUUCCAGGUUUGGACGCAGUGAAACACGCGGAUGAGUUUGGCUUCAUCUUCAACAAUGUCCAGGCGCUGCUGGUCUACAACAACACCAACCUUGUGUACUAUCCAAACCCUUUCUUUGAAUCCCUCAGUACCUCAGGUAUCCUGGAGCAAAAGCCUGGUUCACCAAUCAUCCUCAAGGGCAGAAACCUGAUUCCCCCAGCGUCUGGAGGGGCGAAGCUUAACUACACUGUACUGAUAGGCGAGACUCCCUGCUCUGUCACCGUGUCUGAGAGCCAACUGCUGUGUGAGCCUCCCAACCUCACUGGCCAAUACAAAGUUGUGGUUCAAGUUGGAGGCCUCCACGUGUCUCCAGGAGCGGUGCACAUCAUGUCUGACAGCCUCCUGACCCUCCCCGCCAUCGUUAGCAUCGCAGCAGGUGGCGGUCUCCUCCUCAUCAUCGUCAUCCUCGUACUCAUCGCCUACAAGCGGAAGUCGCGGGAAAACGAUCUCACCCUGAAGCGCCUGCAGAUGCAAAUGGACAACCUGGAGUCCCGCGUUGCUUUGGAAUGCAAAGAAGCCUUUGCAGAGUUGCAGACAGACAUCAAUGAGCUUACCAGUGACCUCGACAGGGCCGGUAUCCCCCAUCUGGACUACAGAACAUAUGCCAUGCGAGUCCUCUUCCCAGGCAUUGAGGAUCAUCCUGUCCUGAGAGAACUUGAGGUGUCGGGCAACGGCCAGCAGAAUGUGGAGAAGGCCCUGAAGCUGUUUGGUCAGCUCAUCAACAACAAAGUGUUUCUGCUCACCUUCAUACGAACGCUUGAGAUGCAGCGCUCUUUCUCUAUGAGGGACCGUGGCAACGUGGCCUCGCUCAUCAUGACGGCCCUGCAGGGGCGUCUGGAGUACGCCACUGAUGUUCUCAAACACCUGCUGUCGGACCUGAUCGACCGCAACCUGGAGAGCAAGAACCAUCCCAAACUGCUGCUGCGCAGAACAGAGUCGGUUGCUGAGAAGAUGCUCACAAACUGGUUCGCCUUCCUCCUUCACAAAUUCCUCAAGGAGUGUGCAGGGGAGCCGCUGUUCAUGCUGUACUGCGCCAUCAAGCAGCAGAUGGAAAAGGGGCCCAUUGACGCCAUCACCGGAGAGGCCCGCUACUCCCUGAGCGAAGACAAGCUCAUCCGCCAGCAGAUCGAGUACAAAACCCUGAUCCUAAACUGUGUAAAUCCAGACAACGAAAACAGUCCGGAGAUUCCCGUGAAGGUGUUGAACUGUGACACAAUCACACAAGUGAAGGAGAAGAUACUUGAUGCUGUUUACAAGAACAUGCCCUAUUCUCAGCGGCCACGGGCAGUCGACAUGGACUUGGAGUGGCGUCAGGGUCGAAUGGCUCGUGUGGUGCUGCAGGAUGAAGACAUCACCACUAAGAUUGAAAAUGACUGGAAAAGACUCAACACACUCUUGCACUACCAGGUCUCUGAUCGCAGCGUGGUAGCUUUGGUCCCCAAGCAAACCUCAUCAUAUAACAUUCCUUCUUCAGCGAGCAUAACCCGUACCUCCAUCAGCAGAUAUGAUUCUUCGUUCCGUUACACAGGCAGUCCAGACAGCCUCAGGUCACGUGCUCCUAUGAUCACGCCGGACCUGGAGAGCGGUGUAAAGGUCUGGCACUUAGUGAAGAACCAUGAACAUGGAGACCAGAAGGAAGGCGAUCGAGGCAGCAAGAUGGUUUCUGAGAUUUAUCUAACCCGGUUGCUAGCAACUAAAGGCACUCUCCAAAAAUUUGUCGAUGAUCUGUUUGAGACAUUGUUCAGUACGGUUCAUCGAGGGAGUACUCUUCCCCUGGCCAUCAAAUACAUGUUUGACUUCCUAGAUGAACAGGCAGACAGACAUGGCAUUUACGACACAGACGUUCGUCACACAUGGAAAAGCAACUGCCUUCCAUUGCGUUUCUGGGUGAACGUGAUCAAGAACCCUCAGUUUGUAUUUGACAUCCAUAAGAGCAGCAUCACGGACGCCUGUCUAUCUGUGGUAGCUCAGACCUUUAUGGAUUCCUGCUCGACUUCAGAGCACCGGCUGGGCAAAGACUCGCCUUCUAAUAAACUGCUCUACGCUAAAGAUAUCCCUAAUUAUAAGAGCUGGGUAGAAAGGUACUAUGCUGAUAUCACUCGGAUGCCGGCUAUUAGUGAUCAGGACAUGAAUGCAUAUUUGGCUGAACAGGCCAGACUCCACUCUACAGAGUUCAACAUGCUCAGCGCUCUCAAUGAGAUCUACUCUUAUGUCAGCAAGUACAGUGAGGAGAUUGUUUCAGCCCUGGAGCAGGAGGAGCAGGCAAGGAAACAGAGGUUGGCCUACAAGGUGGAACAGCUCAUCUCUGCCAUGUCUUUGGAGAGCUGAAGGUGAAUGCUGCCAAAGCAAAGAAGGGGAGAGAAGGGACCGAUGGACCUGCUUAAAAGGUCACAACUUACCUCUCACCGUGGGAAAUUUCAACCACGAUCUGGACCUGGGACCUCUGUACAUCUUCAGCCGGACAAACACAACUGCUUUAGUUUGCGAUUCUUUUCCCCUGCCAUCACGAUGAGACUGACACAGAGGUUCUCCAGCUGGAAAUAAUAAUGUUAUACAUAAGGGACAUUGAGUUUGUUGGUUUCGUUUUCCUCAAAGGAUCCUCUCUAGAUUUGGCAGGAAAUUGCAUGUCAUGUGGGUGUUCACAUGUGUGGGUGUGCAUGAGAGUGUGUGUCAUAUUGAGGAAGACUCGUGUAAGACUGUGAAGACAAAUGGAGAAACAGAUUUAGCCUCCCAACCCCCAUCUGAGCGAGAAAUUGAGGAAAAAAUGUAAAAAAAAAGGAAAAAAAAAGAAAAAACGAAGGUGAAAGGCCAAUCUCAUGUUGGACAGUGUGCAUUCAGAUUACUCAGAUUUUAUUUUUGUACUCUGUAAAUGUGAAUAUCAUCAUCUGCAGUUAAAGAAAAAUAUCCACAGAGUAUCCCUAACUCCAUCUUGUAAAGAUGUCUUAUUUCACUCCUUCCCUUUUUUGGACUGAUGCUUCACAGAACAUGUACAUGAACAAAUGCUGCUCUACAUGUGAUCAGAAAGGAGAUCAAAACAACUUCUGCUCAUCAUUGGAAAUGUGAGUAGAUCUUAAUUUUGGAGUUAUAGCUUCGACAGCAUGCAUGAAACAAACUUGAGGCUGAUGGCAGUAAAGUGGCUACAGAACUGCUUCGCUCUGCUGUUCUAAGGCGCCAAUCAGUGUAUGUGAAUGUAUGUUUUUUUUUUUCUUUUUAAAUCUUUUUAAGUUUUGCAACAAAUAUUGGACCAGUUUAAGUGAGAUACACUGAUACUUGUAGUUGAUUCUGCUACGAAAGAGCCGAAAUUCAUCACGCUGAUUCCGAUUUGCUUGAGGAGAAUUAGUCAGCAGAAUGAUGAGCAGUAGCUAGAAGAAGAUGGGUGAAGCAGUUAAUUUCUAUGUGCUUUGAUUUUCAUUACAUUCCCCACAAAUGUCUCAUUUGGGGAGCGUGAUCAACUGUAUUUGCACAGCAUCCCCAAAGUUACGCAUCAGAUGUGUAAACAUUUCCAAGAGUUUGGUUUCAUCAAGUGCCAAGGAGUCGGUAGAGAUUCUGCUGUAGAAGAUACCACCCAACUAAUGGCGAUGUGUUGCCCAGACCACAAGAACUCUGUGUGGGUUCAGUUUGACAAAGUGCCAAAAGAUCCUACUGUUUCAGCUUGCUUACUAGUGUGUCAAAAUCGGUUUACGCUUUACAGAGGACACGUUUUGGGUUAACUUCAAAGCUCAGAAAGCUGGACUGGCGAGUUUUGAAAGGUACGAUGUAUAACCAGAAAGGAAAAAUCAGAUGUAUAAAAUGGUUGAUCCUGUUUGAAAGCGUCCCCUGACCAGGCUGAAAACUGCAAAUUCCAUCCUCUGAAAUGCUGAUUUAUUUUCUUCCAAGACACAUUUGCUUGUUGUUUACAUCAAGUACUUGAAAAUACGUUUGUACAGUUUUGUGUGUAGAGCGCAUGUACCAGGUGGGUGAAAAGUGGUGCUUUUCUUUGUGGCCUUAGAUACCUGCCUGCUUAGUGUUCCCUGAUCUUACCAGUCCUCUGCUAGGGCACGCUUUUUCGGUGAAUCCUGGCACCAGCACUCAGCUGAGGAAAGUGAGACGAUCUAUAAAGGAGAGGUGAAGAGGCUAUGGCCAGGCUGAGGUGGGCAGCACCUCUCCCAGCACUCGGCUCACCCGAACCGUUUGAAGAGAAGCGCCGAGAAAUGAGAAAGCGAUGGAGGGGUAGAAUGAGAGAGCGAGCCCCUUUAGCUCUGGUUUCCCACUCUGGCUUUGAAGACGCUCUUUGAUCUGAGUCGGUUGCGUGCACUCUGUGAUCAGGAGAAAACAUCAAACUAAGAGGCGAGAAGAAAUGUCCGUUGACGUGAGGAGUGAGGUGCAAUUGCUGUCAUGCCAGUGGGGGCAGCAGUGAGUACGAGGGGUUGGAGUGUGUUGCCUCGUUUGAAAAUGCACCUGCUGAUGGAAUCAGCAAUCCCAUAUAAACAGUGCACAGUUCCCUGUUAAAGUGUUGAUAAUCCUUGAUUUUUUAUGUAUUCUGCUACUUUACAGCCACAAAUUUCAAUGUAUUUUAGUGAGAUUUUAACUGAUAUACCAACUGAAAGUAGUUCAUUAGGAUUUUUUAACACAAAUUGUAAUAGUGUGCUCUAAAUUUGCAUUCAGCCCUCCUCAAUUUGCAGAAUCAUGACUCGCUUCAUGAUUCUGCAAAUGUUUUGUGGCAUGUUCCACUUUUGCACAAAUACAAUCUGCAAUUUUUGAUCCCUCUUCAUCACAGAAUGACUUAAUCUGAUUGGAUGAAGUAUGUCUAGGUCUAGGUCUGCAUUGUGAUGUCACCAACUUGUUUUACUCUAACUACUCUUUCAUCAAAGUGGUGCAAGAUUAAUAAUUUAUAAAUAUCUUCACUCAUAAGUUCUGAAUCUGUUUUUUUGUGUGUGUGCCUCUUAUUUAAUGGUAUCAGAGUAAAAAGGGCUGAAUAGAUAUUCUACUUUGUGUUGGUAUAUUACAUAACAUUAAAACAAAAUACAGGUUGUGGUUGUAACUUGAAAAAAGACAAGGUAGACCUUAUCUCAUAUUUUGGACCUGUAUCAAGCAGAUGGGCUGAAGUCCUAAAACAAACUAGUAUCACACCAGAUUUAGGAUUCAUGAUUCAGUGCUUAGAUUUGAUCUUUAAGUGUAUUUCCUUGAAGCACAUGUUUUCUUCUGUGCCACAGGUAGAGUUCCACUCUGCAGGAUAGCUGACCUUUUGCUGUAAAAAAUGAAAACAAAAAAACAACUUACCAGCAUAAUUGGAGGAAAAGGAGCUUGCAAUCUGAAAUUGAACCAGUUGUUAGUUUAUGUAAACAUAUCAAUUUUCUAAUUUCUUGGAGAUAAUUUCCCAGAAUCUACCAAUCAAAAUAUUUAUAGCAAGCUAAAAAUAAGGGGUAAGGUCACCGUUUUAUUUGUUGAGUUUGUUUCUGUAUUUAUUUGCAAAUGCAGUAUGUUAAUUUUUCAAGCUCCCUAAAGGUCUAAUAACCGACUCUAGGUACACAGCAGUGCACACAUGCGCAGCACACACAGAACAUGAAGCUUCUUCCUUUCGAUGAAGGUGUCUUCCCAAUUUCAGCGACUAGAAUUGUAUCCUCCUCAUACCUCACAUUGCUUAUAUGGAGUAAUGCUUUCUGUUUUAUUGGGACCUUAAUGCCUUUUUUCCUUUUUCCAAGGAGUGAACUUUAUUUUUUGACAGAAUCCUUCCAGCUGUUCUGUGAGCUACUCCCCCUGUAACACAGUAGUGUGAUAAACAAAGUUAGGCUCCAACUGGUUAAGAAUGACUUUGAUUUUUCUCUCUCAAAACAUUUGUUAUCCAGAUGUUUCUCAUCUGAUAUUUAUGCAUGCGUUUUAACUCGCGCUUUAGUUCUGCCUUGUGUUCCUAUUGACAUAUCGAUCUGUGCUAUGAUUUAGCCUGACGGCAAUUCUUCCAUUUGUAAAUGUCUUAAAAUUGCAGCACCUUUUAUUGUGAACAGAGAUUUUUUUAGUUGUUGUUGUUAUGAAGUGAUUGCUUGUUUACCAUGUUGUACGCUCAUUUUAAUUUAAUUUUAAUAAAAGAGAGGUUGUUUUUUUUUACCCGUUCUGCAGUGCAGAAUUACAUUCGACUGCCAGUUGCGAGAGAUGUUUAGAAAUGCUCACGAACCUCACUUCAGAUGAAGCUGAACAACUGAAAAUGCUUUGUGAAACUUUCUGCUUCCAGUGAAUUGUGGUGUUCCUUACACAAAUCAGAGCAUUUUGUUAUCUUUUCAGCUUGUUUGCUCGCUAAAUGGCAUCAGACACACAAACUCAAGUCCCAAUCAAUGUAUUACUCUCAAUAUAAAAUGAGUAUCCUUCCAUUUUAAACACAUAAUUAAAAAAAAAACCUUUUUAGACACUGGAGUACUGUAAAAUAGCAAUUACUGGCAUUGAUGAUGAUAAUAAUAAUGGUUGUCUGUUCUUCUUGUUUUAUAAAAGUGUUGUGAAAAUUGUAAGAACUUAAAGUAUUUAAAAAGUUUGUUCUCUUGGUUUUUUAUUUGCUUUGAUUUUGUUAUUAUAAUAUAUUAUUGUGUACCUAUUGUAAAUAUGAAGCACACCUAUUUUGCAAGCCAAGGAUUCACUUUGUACUGUUGUUAUAUAUAAAUAAACUUUGCUGGUUAAAAUUG
Messenger RNA from Gambusia affinis (western mosquitofish), 10764 nucleotides. It is a transcript of the gene plxna2, whose product is annotated as plexin A2. The coding region runs from base 743 to 6445 and encodes 1900 amino acids. NCBI's taxonomy places the organism in Eukaryota, Metazoa, Chordata, Actinopteri, Cyprinodontiformes, Poeciliidae. Gene Ontology annotation, cellular component: semaphorin receptor complex. Gene Ontology annotation, molecular function: semaphorin receptor activity; protein binding. The record is from RefSeq and is a predicted model, not a curated record. The transcript is spliced from 32 exons. Gene Ontology annotation, biological process: regulation of cell shape; positive regulation of axonogenesis; semaphorin-plexin signaling pathway involved in axon guidance.